AUGACUUUAUUCUACACUCAACCUCACGCCAUUCGUCCAUACGACCGCACUUUUACAGAAAAUUUUAAUAACAUCCCUCCGCGGUCUUCACCUACUUCGCCUGAAAAGUCUUCAAGUACGGAGGUUAUCUCAUCUCAAAACCCUAACGAUCUACCUUAUAUCGUUGCUCCCUAUCCCAAAAAAGCUUUAUACGCAUAUACUGGUAACUUAUUAAAUAAUAAUUGUACUCCGGUUUUGCCAUCAUCUGAAAGCCCUUGGGGACUGUCUGCUGUGCAGGAGGACAUUGAAGAUGAUCCCAUAAUGUUUGAGACCAAUUCAGACUUUCAUCAAAGUUCUAGUCGUCCAGCUUCUCAAUCUACUUCACCGGAUCGUGUUCAUCGUUCUUCUCCCGUAACACAAUUUGAUCAGGAUGAAGAAGAUUUAAGUGAUGAAUCUUACUCUGGAGCUAUUGAAAUUGAUCAAAUUAGGAAACAACGACCUACAUCACGUCCAAUAAAACUUGCCAUUGACAAUUCUCAUUUGAUAUUUGGUUCUUCACCAAUUACCCGUGCUCAUAAUCCAUUACCUUUGGAUUCACAUUUUUCACCAACUAAACGUCAUCAUCAUCAAUCUCAACCGUAUCCAUCACGACCUACUCUUCAUCAGGCUAAUAAUAUUCAACGUAAAUUAGUUGAUGUAGUAGUUGGAGGAAAUUCUUUUGAUGAUUCUACCCAAAUUCUUCCUUCAUCGAAAGCAUCUAAAGCUGCUAUUCUAUUACGCAUUUCCGAAGGUGGAAGGCGUCGAGCUCUUUCGGUUGGAAGUGCUAGUUUAAAACCUGGUAGUAAGAUUCCCGGUCGUGUCUAA
Messenger RNA from Diversispora eburnea, 843 nucleotides. Lineage: Eukaryota; Fungi; Glomeromycota; Glomeromycetes; Diversisporales; Diversisporaceae. The record is from the annotation of a GenBank genome assembly.